AUGCCCACCGACUCCGACGACGAAGCCCUCUUCGCGGCCCUCGAAAACGAAGAAGACACCAGCUACCGCGACACCCGCAUCCAACAACUAAACGCCGAAUUCGCCUCUGCAAAGAACAACCGCAGCACCAACAACACAGCCAACACUCUCACCAGCGCCACCCUCACCCACAACGACACCUAUCCCACCCUCUCAUCCGACCAAUCCGUGCUGGACCACACAACCUCCUCAACCCGCACGCUAAUCCACUUCUACCAUCCCGACUUCACACGCUGCGUGGUAAUGGACCGCGCGCUAUCGCAGCUCGCGGGGGCACACCACGAAGUGCGCUUUGCGCGGGUCGACGUGGGGAACACGCCCUUUUUGGUGGAGAAGUUGGGGAUUCGGGUGUUGCCGUGUGUGAUUGGGUUUAAGGAUGGGGUUGCGGUUGAGCGGGUGGUUGGAUUUGAGGGGUUAGGGGAGAGGGGGUUUGAUGGCGGGGAGGGGUUUAGUGUUGGUGUUUUGGAGAGGAGGAUGGUUGGGAAGGGGGUGUUUGUUGGUGUUAGGGUUGGGGGUGAGGGGGAGGAAGAAGAGGAGGAGAGUGGGAGUGAGGAUGAGAGGGAGAGGAGGAGGGGGAAUGGGAAUGGGAUUGGGGGGAGGAAGGGGAGGAGUAUUCGGAGUGGGAAGAUUAGGAGGGAUGAGGAGGAUGAUGAUGAUGAUUGGGAUUGA
Penicillium daleae is the source of this 708-nucleotide messenger RNA. RefSeq names its product thioredoxin domain-containing protein. Gene Ontology annotation, cellular component: cytoplasm. NCBI's taxonomy places the organism in Eukaryota, Fungi, Ascomycota, Eurotiomycetes, Eurotiales, Aspergillaceae. The record is from RefSeq and is a predicted model, not a curated record. The coding region runs from base 1 to 708 and encodes 235 amino acids. The transcript has a single exon.